AUCCAAGAAAUUAUACAACUAGCCCAAGAAACUCAAAGGCUUAUUCACAACCAAAGCAUAGGAAAGCAGCUUCUUCUACCUCAUUCACCAAAGAGCAAGUAAUGGGAUCUGAAACCUCUCUCAAGCUUCCUGUCAUAGACUUCUCAGAUCCAGAGCUGAAGCCAGGAACUCUCCAGUGGAACUUGGUGAAAGCCCAAGUGCAGAAAGCACUUGAAGAGUAUGGUUGCUUUGAGGCUUUUUUCAAUAAGGUUCCUCUAGAUCUUCGUAAGGCGAUAUUUGGUGCUCUGGAAGAACUUUUUGAUCUCCCUCUACAAACCAAGUUGAGAAACUCUUCCAAAAAGCCUUAUCAUGGUUAUGUUGGGCAGUAUCCAACGGUGCCACUCUAUGAGAGCAUGGGCAUUGAUGAUGCACUAGUCCAAGAAAAAGCUGAACAUUUCACUAAGCUCUUGUGGCCUGAAGGCAAUGCUAAUUUUUGCAAAACUAUACAAUCCUUCUCAGAACAACUGUCAGAACUGGAUCAUACAAUCAGGAGGAUGGUGUUAGAGAGCUUGGGCAUGGAGAAGUACUUGGAUGAGCAUAUGGAUUCUACAAACUACCUUCUUCGUGUCAUGAAAUAUAAAGGGCCUCAAACUACCGAAACCAAGCUUGGGCUAAAUGCUCACACAGACAAGAACAUAGUUACCAUAUUGUAUCAAAAUCAAGUUGAUGGACUAGGGGUGCAGACAAAAGAUGGCCAAUGGAUCAACAUCAAAUGCUCACCAGACUCUUUUAUCAUCAUGAUCGGAGACUCUUUCCUCGCAUGGACAAAUGGUCGACUGCACUCUCCAUAUCAUAGGGUGAUGAUGACUGGAAAUGAGUCCAGGUACUCUACUGGAUUGUUCUCAAUCCCAAAAGCAGGGUAUGUGAUAAAAGCCCCAGAAGAGCUUGUGGAUGAAGAACACCCUUUGCUCUUCAAACCGUUUGAUCAUCUAGAAUUCCUCCAGUUCUACUACACUGAAGCUGGUCAGAGAGCUGAAUCUGCUUUAAAAACCUACUGUGGUGUGUAAGAGUCUAGGAUAGAUAUAUGAGGGCUUGUUUUGUGUGUCUAUAUAUGCUCUUUGCUUCUCUUCUAAGCUCUAUUCUGUAAGAAAAAAAUACUGCUUGUUUGCUACAUGUAUCAUUGCACAAAAUCUGGAUAAAAAAACAUCACUCUAGAGUGUGUAUGGAAGCCAUUUCAUCAAGGCCUGAAGCAUAAUGGCUAGUGGAAGCAUGUUUAUUUUUAAUAAAGGAUCUUUUCCAUAAGCUCUUA
Molecule: messenger RNA, 1288 nt
Organism: Vitis riparia (riverbank grape)
Lineage: Eukaryota; Viridiplantae; Streptophyta; Magnoliopsida; Vitales; Vitaceae
Product: probable 2-oxoglutarate-dependent dioxygenase AOP1
Exons: 3
Coding region: 102-1046 (314 amino acids)
Molecular function (GO): dioxygenase activity
Source: RefSeq, a predicted model, not a curated record